Molecule: messenger RNA, 1130 nt
Organism: Lingula anatina
Lineage: Eukaryota; Metazoa; Brachiopoda; Lingulata; Lingulida; Lingulidae
Source: RefSeq, a predicted model, not a curated record
CAGAGGGCGCGAAAGUCAAGAUGGCGGACGGCGAAGACGAAAACUUCAGCGAUCCGUAUGCAGUAUCCACGGAUGAAAAGGGCCCAGAAGACUACGUUCGUGUUCAGGUGGUCGUCCUGGGACUACAGGCGAAGAACACACUGCAAGGAUUCAAGAUGGUCAAGAAACCAGCUAAUUUUACUGUUGAUGUUAAAUAUGAGGAUAGGUCCUUCACUCUUUUGGUUUUUGCCAAAGAUAAAGACAAAAAGAAGAAUCCCAGUCUGAAGAACUGCAAAGUGCAUAUCAAGAAACUGCCAGAUGAAAUCAUUCCAUCUGACUGCUAUUAUAAGGUCGACAAGGAACUUAUAACAAUAUUUCUGCACAAAGCGAAGUCCAGGUCCUGGGAGCGAGAUCUUGCUACACAUGGCUUAGAUACAUAUACAGAAGAAGAUGGUGUCUCUAGCUAGUUAUGUUGGCCAACUAGCAUCAUGAAUGUGAUAUCUUUUAUGAAGAUUUUCUUGAUGAUGGAAUAAACCCAUUUUCUGUGUAUCCAUCUAUUUUACAUUAUGACGAGGUUGUUUUAUGCAUGUUUGUUGUGAUGUAUGUCACUUGGUGCAGAUGUGCAUCUGGUGUCAAGUAAUGACAGUGGUACUUUAGUCAUGUUAUAGGUGCUAACAGAUGUAUCUUCAUAAAUGUUUUCAAUUUUACAAGGACUAGGAGCAAAUGUUCUCAUCGAAUUUAUCAAAUAUUGUGAAGUAUUAUGAAUGACUACGUAACAGCAUUGAAAAUGAUAACAAUUUGUGCAUCAGCUUUUUAGAACAUUUUUAAGAGGCAUUCAUGCUUGGAUAGUUUUUUCAAAAGGAAGAUGAAAUAAAUGUCUUUUCACAUUUUAUUUUGUAUGUUUAACAAGGUAUUUGUAUAUUUAGCUUUUGCUUGUACAGUAGGUAGUGUGCAGUCUUCUUGCAAAGUUUAGGUUAAUUUCCUAUACAUUUCGUAUGCUACCUCCACAUUAUUCACUUCUGUAGAAAAGGUGUUGAUUUUUAGCUGAGAUGUAUUUUAUUAUACUACCCCUAGAUAACAAGGGUUAUGUAAAUGCCCCUGAUAUGCAUAGUGAUACAAGACUCUAAGAAGUCUUCCGAGUGCCCAUUUGA